CCGCAAUUACACUAUAAUACCUAUUUAUUGAAAGAAUUAUUUGUCUCUUUUGUGCCUAUAAUCAAGCGAAAUAGAAAAAAACAAAUAGAACGUAAUCUACAAGACAAAGGAAUACGUUUAAAGUGAUCCGAUCCGAACUUAUUGUUUUUUACGUCAAACUUCUGUGUUCUGUGUUGUUGAAGAGAAAGUGACGUGCAAUUUGUAGUUGUAAAGAGUUAUUCGGUAAAUCAUGAGUGAUCCACCAACAAACACUGAAUUUCCUGUCUGGAGUUUAUUGCCAAAAAAAGAAACUGGUGUCGUUUCUUUUUUAUCAAAGUAUCCUGCGUAUGAUGGAAGGGGUACAGUUAUAGCUAUAUUAGAUUCUGGAAUCGACCCAGGGGCACCUGGAUUAAAGACCACUUCCGAUGGAAAAGUUAAAGUUAUCGAACGUUUUGACUGCAGUGGUUGUGGAGAUGUUGAUACGAGCACAGUUAUUACUCCUAAGGAUGAGAUUAUCACUACCUUAACAGGAAAGAAAUUAAAGAUUCCUUCUUCGUGGAAAAACCCCGAAGGCACAUUUAGACUAGGUGUUAAACAUGCAUUUGACCUUUACCCCGAUAGAUUAAAGGAUCGUAUGAAAUCUGAGUACAAAAAAAAAUAUUGGGAUGAAGGUCACAGGAAAAAUGUUAGCAGUGUUAGCCGAGAACUUGCUGAUUUUGAUGCGAAACAUAAUAGUACUAAUUUAAAUGAUGUCGAUAAGUUAGAAAAAGAAAAUUUGGAUGCAAAAUUAGACAUUUUAAAUAAUCUGGAAAAGAAAUUUACUGAUGUAGGGCCAGUAUAUGAUUGUAUUUUAUUCCACGAUGGAGAUAAAUGGGUUUGCUGUGUAGACACUACUAAUGACAAUGAUUUAACAAAGUGUCCUCUUUUGGGUGAAUAUAGUAUAACACAUGAUUAUGCUCCCCUGACACCACAAGACAAAUUAAAUUUCAGCAUAAACGUUCACAACAACGGCAACGUUCUGGAAUUAGUUGCGGUCUGCUCAAGCCAUGGGACACAUGUUGCUUCCAUAGCUGCAGGAUAUUUUCCAGAUUCUCCACAGGAAAAUGGAGUUGCACCUGGUGCUCAAAUCGUUUCUUUAACUAUAGGUGAUGGAAGAUUAGGGUCAAUGGAAACAGGAACAGCACUUAUAAGAGCAAUGAUAAAGAUAAUAGAAUUGAAGAAGACAAUGAACGUGCACGUCAUAAAUAUGAGUUAUGGUGAACAUGCUCAUUGGGUGGAUGCUGGACGUGUCGGUGAUUUAGCCAAUGAAAUUGUUAACAAAUAUGGAGUGAUAUGGGUGUGUUCGGCAGGUAACAAUGGACCAGCUUUAGGUACUAUUAGUACACCGUCAGAUAUAAACAACGAACCACUUAUUAGUGUUGGCGCUUAUGUUUCACCAGAAAUGAUGGUGGCUGAGUAUGCAAUGCGACAGAAGUUACCAGGAGCUCCUUAUACUUGGUCAUCUAGGGGUCCAACGAUAGACGGAGGCAUAGGUGUCCAUAUAUGCGCCCCAGGUGGCGCGAUAACGUCUGUUCCGAACUUUACGCUUCGUUACUCUCAGUUAAUGAACGGUACAUCCAUGGCAUCACCUCAUGCUGCUGGUGUCGUUUGCGUUCUCUUAUCAGGACUGCUUCAACAAAACUUACCAUAUUCACCAUAUAUUGUUCGAAGGGCUUUAGAAAAUACUGCCCAUUUCAUACAGGGUGUUGAAAUACCUGCCCAAGGUAGUGGUUUAAUCCAAGUGGAGAAAGCAUUUGAUUAUCUGCUUAAUUAUAGCGAAAUACAAGAGAGAGACGUUCGAUUUCAAAUACAAUGCGGAUCUGCAAAUUCGAAAGGAAUUUACUUGCGUUCUAAAUUGAAUACAAAUUUACACACAUUUAAAGUUUCCGUCGAACCUCACUUCUUAGAUUCGGACAAUGUUGAUGCAGAGAGAAAAAUUAAAUUUAACAUGAAAUUAGUUUUGACUUGCAAUGCAGAUUAUGUGAAUUAUCCUAGUCAUUUAGAUUUAUCCAACGUUUCAAGAAUGUUUGCUAUAAAAAUUGAUACAUCGUAUCUAAGUGAAGGACUGCACAGUACGUUUAUUAACGCUUAUGAUGUCAGUUGUGUCGAGAAAGGGCCAGUUUUUAAAGUUCCGAUUACAGUUAUACAACCCAAAGAAGUAAUGGAAGUUAAAUAUCAAAUAAGUUAUGGUAAAAUUAAUUUUAAGCCAAACACCAUUAGGAGACAUUACUAUGUUGUGCCUAACAUGGCUACUUGGGCCGUUUUAAAGUUAGCUUCAGACGAAGAUAGUGGUAGAUUUGUUGUACAUACACUUCAAGCAAUACCUCGCCAACACUGUAAAGCACUAGAAACAAACAAGACGGUAGCUGUUACUUCUAAAUCUGACUCGUUCCUCUGUUUUCCGGUUAAGGGAGAUUUGGUCUUAGAAGUAGUUAUAGCUAAAUAUUGGGCCAAUCUCGGUGAAGCAAAUGUGGACUACUCCAUAUCCUUCCAUGGAGUGAAACCCAACCAACCUGCUUUAACAAUGCAUGCUGCUGAAGGUAUACAUACAGUUGAAGUUAAGACGCUGCAAGGAGAAGAAAUAGCUCCCUCCAUUAAUUUGAAGAAUUCCGUCCAAAUAUUAAAGCCCUUGGAAGGGAAAAUAGCUCCAUUAUCAUCGAGAGAUAUAAUUCCUCCUUGUAGACAGAUUUACAAGUUAGUUCUAGUUUACAAUUUCACUUUAUCAAAGCAAUGCGAAGUUUCACCAAAUUUAGCUCUUUUAAGUGAUAUGCUCUACGAGUCUGAAUACGAGUCUCAGUUCUGGCAGCUCUAUGAUUCUAAUAAGCAACUUAUGGGAUGUGGAGAUGCUUAUCCAUCGAAAUAUUCUGUGAAACUUGAAAAAGGGGAUUAUACUAUUCGGUUGCAAGUAAGACACGACAAGAAAGAUUAUUUAGAGAAAAUAAAUGAAGCACCAAUGUUAUUGUAUCAAAAACUGGCAAAUAAUAUACCUAUGGAUGUGUACCUGAGCUACUCCCAAGCAUUAGUUGGGGGUAAAAAGGCUGGAAUUACUCAUAAUUCCAAUCCUUAUGUUGUUAUUCCUUUGUAUAUAGCACCUUUGUCAUCAGACAAAUUUCCAGUUAAAUCUAAUAAUCCUGCACACUAUUUGACCGGUACAGUCACUUAUGCUAAGGAUGAUCUUGGAAAAAAAGCUGAUACAUAUCAAAUUAAGUAUUUUCUCACGGAUAUAAAUGUGAAAAAAUCUCCUCAGAAUAAUGGUAAUAACAAUUCCGAGAAAACUAAGCAAGAUGAGUACAAUGAGGCAGUGAGAGAUGUGAAGACACAGUGGCUUCCAAAAUUAGAUAGUGCUACAGCUGAAACUUUAUAUGAAGAACUAAUAAAAGAGUACCCAGAUCAUCUGCUUGUUCAUUCAGCUUACUUGCAGGUCCUGGAUCCGCUAGACAAACGGGUACUACCCACUUUUAAGAAGCAAACAUGUUCAGCAGAUGAUCUCAAUAAAGUAAUUUCCAUUUGCAAUAAAGUGACUGAGAGUCUAAGCGAGGAAUCAAUUUUAGCUUUUAUUGCAACCAAGACUGAUUUACGUCCUGAUGCGGCUAAAAUAAAAAGUGCAAUGGAGCAGCAAAAGAAUAUCUACCUAGAAUGUCUUUCGAGGAAAGGUAUUGCCCUGUGCCGCCUUUCUGGGUUGGAGGCAAAUAAGUUGGAUGAGAUUUCUAAUGUAUGGAAAUCUUUAGUGAAAUUUAUAGAUCCAAGUGAUGCAAAAGUAUUUACUACCCAUGUUUUGUAUUUUACAAUUUGGCACUCAUUUGUAAAUAAACAGUAUGGUAGAUUAAUGAAGUUCAUUUUAAAAAUGCAAGAGGAUAAACCUAGUGAGGAGAUAGAAAAGCGCAUUAUUGAGUAUUGUGAGAAGCUCAACUGGGAACACAUUGCUCAACAUUUGCAGAGAAGUCUACCGUCGAAGUUCCCUUCCACUUUUAAACCAUUUUAGUGAUUGUCCGUGUUAGCCAUUUUAUUGUUUUAUACACCUUAUGGGUAUAUCAUGUACCUAGCACUUGUUUUUAGUUCAUGUUUGUUUAUGAUUUAAAUUAUUCUUUUACGUUUACGGGUAUGUGAGUACCUACUACUUUUUUUAAGUUUUCCAUAUUUAUUAAUUUUUCUUUAAAUGUAAAAACAUCAUUCAAGCAGUUUUUGAAGUGGUUUCUUUAAUAAAUGACACACUAAUAGAGA
Messenger RNA from Anoplophora glabripennis (Asian longhorned beetle), 4239 nucleotides. RefSeq names its product tripeptidyl-peptidase 2. Gene Ontology annotation, cellular component: cytosol. Gene Ontology annotation, molecular function: serine-type endopeptidase activity; tripeptidyl-peptidase activity. Gene Ontology annotation, biological process: proteolysis. Bases 230 to 4000 code for a protein of 1256 amino acids. NCBI's taxonomy places the organism in Eukaryota, Metazoa, Arthropoda, Insecta, Coleoptera, Cerambycidae. The record is from RefSeq and is a predicted model, not a curated record. The transcript has 14 exons.